Miniopterus natalensis is the source of this 4963-nucleotide messenger RNA. The record is from RefSeq and is a predicted model, not a curated record. NCBI's taxonomy places the organism in Eukaryota, Metazoa, Chordata, Mammalia, Chiroptera, Miniopteridae.
UUACGUUGCUUGUUACAUUAGCCAGUUAUGGAAGUCCCCAAUUUGCAAGGGCACCCUUAUUCUCAGAAGAGGAAGAAAAAGAGAUUUUGUGUGUGUGAGUGAAAAAAUAAGUACUGUAGUAAUCACUACCACAGUUGAGAGUCUGGAAUUCUAAUUACUUUUGUCACUGAUUUUUGUGUGACCAUAAGACAUUUUCUCUUUGAACCCAUUUUUUUGGACCCAUUAUUAUCACUAUCCCUUUCUUUAGGAUAGAAAUAAUAUUAAUUUUUACUCUUGUUGUUAGGAUUACAUUAUAGUUUUACAAGUAAAGUUGCAUCAUGUAGAAUUUCAUAGGGACAUGCAAAUUGUGGUGAUAGAAUUUUUUUAGGAAAAUACUCUGUUUUGGUAAAUACUUUGCAGCUUUAUAGAUAAAACAGAAUUAACAACCUGUGUAAUGAAUUAGCAAGUGAAGAAUAGUGCUUUGGAUGCAGUAAGACUAAUAAGAAAUUCUGUUUUAUUGUUAAUUCUUCUUAAUCAUGCACCCUGCAGACUUUAAUAUUCCAAGUUUUCUUGAUUCUUUUAAAGCUCCCAAUUCUGCCAUCUGAGCUUCUCUGAUAACCCUUAUUUCUUCCAACCCACUUAGCACUGAACUUGAGCUUAGAGAUAAGAUCCUCUGCCUUUUGGAUACUCUUGCCUCUGUCAACCCAUUCCCCCCCAAAGCAUCUUUUCCCUGUUAAGGUUAACUUCUUUGUCUUCCAUCCUUUUUUUUUUAAUUAAAAAAUUUUUGAGAUAAUUGUAGAAUCACAUGCAGCUUUACGAAAGAACACAGAGCCCAUGAACCCUUUGCCCAGUUUCUCCCAAUGGAAACAUCUUACAAACCAUAGUACAGUAUCAACCAGGAAAUUGACCUUGAUACAGUCAAAAUAUAGAACAUUUUCACACCACAAGGAUUUUCAUGUUUCCCUUCUUAUCCACAUCUACUUCCUUCCCUUCUGCUUUCAGUCCCUCUUACCCCCGGCAACGACUGACCUGGACUUCAUUUCUGUGCUUUUUCAUUUCAGGAUAUUAUGUGAAUAGAAUGUACAGUAUGUAACCUUUUGGGAUUGGCUUUUUUUACUGAGCACAAUACUCUGGAGAGUCAUCCAAGUCGUCAUCCUUCUGCUGAGGAAUUGAGAAAGCUAAUGAUGUUGCAUGGAGGCCAGUACCAUGUGUAUUAUUCCAGAUCCAAAACAACACACAUUAUUGCCACAAAUCUUCCUGCUGCCAAAAUUAAAGAAUUAAAGGGGGAAAAAGUAAUUCGGCCAGAAUGGAUUGUGGAAAGCAUCAAAGCUGGACGACUCCUGUCCUACAUUCCCUAUCAGCUGUACAGCAAGCAGUCUACUGUGCAGAAAGGUCUCAGCUUCAAUCCUGUAUGCAAACCUGAGGACCCGGCACCUGGUCCAAGCAGUAGAGCCAGACAGCUCAACCACAGGGUAAAUCACAUAAUUAAGAAGCUUGAGACAGAAAAAGACAUCAGAGCCAAUGGAAUGAACAGCUGGACUGAAGAAGAUGCCAGUAGUGAUUUUAGUUUUGCGGAGCUGGAGCAGAUCUAUCCAGGAAGGAAACAGAACGGGAUUCCGCAUCACAGAGGCAGCGCUGCAGUUCUUAAUGGCCACACUCAUAGCUCUAAUGGUGCCUUAAAGAUGCAGGAUUGCUGGUUGCCUGUGGGCCACAGUGUUGCCAGCAGGCUUUCCCCGGACUCUGCCCAGAAAGAGGAGGCCGAGAACAGCAGCGCCGACUUCAGAGACUGCAGUGUGCAGCCAUCGCAGCAGAGCACCAGGAACACAGAUGCUUUUCGGAAUCCACACAGAACUAAUUCCUCAUUAUCAUCUUUGCACACUAACACUAAAAUAAACGGUGCUCACCACUCCACUGUUCAGGGGCCUUCAAGCACAAAAAGCACUUCAGUACCUACUCUUAGCAAGGCAGCACCUUCAGUGCCACCCAGACCCUCAGACUGCAGUUUUAUUUCAGACUUCUAUUCUCGUUCAAGACUGCAUCACAUAUCAAUGUGGAAGUGUGAACUGACUGAGUUUGUCAAUACCCUACAAAGACAAAGUAGUGGUAUCUUCCCAGGAAGGGAAAAGUUAAAAAAAAUGAAAACAGGCAGGUCUGCACUUGUUGUAACUGACACAGGAAAUAUGUCAGUGUUGAGUUCACCCAGACAUCAGAGCUGUAUAAUGCAUGUUGAUAUGGAUUGCUUCUUUGUAUCAGUGGGUAUACGAAAUAGACCAGAUCUCAAAGGAAAACCAGUGGCUGUUACAAGUAACAGAGGCACAGGAAGGGCACCUCUACGUCCUGGAGCUAACCCCCAGUUGGAGUGGCAGUAUUACCAGAAUAAAAUCCUGAACGGCAAAGCAGCAGAUAUUCCAGAUUCAUCGCUGUGGGAGAAUCAAGAUUCUGCACAAAUGAAUGGAAUUGAUUCUGUUUUGUCAAAGGCUGAAAUUGCAUCUUGUAGUUACGAAGCCAGACAAGUUGGUAUUAAGAAUGGAAUGUUCUUUGGGUACGCUAAACAACUUUGUCCUAAUCUUCAAGCUGUUCCGUACGAUUUUCAUGCAUAUAAAGAAGUUGCACGCACAAUGUAUGAGACAUUGGCAAGCUACACGCACAAGAUCGAGGCCGUCAGCUGUGAUGAGGCGCUGGUGGACAUCACUGAGAUCCUCGCGGAGACCAGGCUCACUCCCGAUGAAUUUGCAAACGCAGUGCGCACGGAGAUCAAAGACCAGACUAACUGUGCUGCCUCUGUUGGGAUUGGUUCUAAUAUUCUCCUGGCCAGAAUGGCAACUAGGAAAGCAAAACCGGAUGGCCAGUACCACUUAAAACCGGAAGAGGUUGAUGAUUUUAUCAGAGGUCAGCUCGUUACUAAUCUGCCAGGAGUUGGACGGUCGAUGGAGUCCAAACUGGCGUCGUUGGGAAUUAAGACUUGUGGAGACCUGCAGCACAUGACCAUGGCAAGGCUGCAGAGGGAGUUUGGUCCCAAGACAGGGCAGAUGCUUUACAGGUUCUGCCGUGGUUUGGAUGACAGACCAGUUCGAACCGAAAAGGAAAGAAAAUCUGUUUCGGCUGAGAUCAACUAUGGAAUACGGUUUACCCAGCCCAAAGAAGCAGAAGCUUUCCUUCUGAGUCUUUCAGAAGAAAUUCAAAGACGACUUGAAGCUGCUGGCAUGAAGGGUAAACGCCUGACACUCAAAAUACUUGUGCGGAAGUCGGGGGCCCCUGUAGAACCUGCAAAAUUUGGAGGCCAUGGAAUUUGUGAUAACAUCGCCAGAACCGUGACUCUUGACCAGGCCACAGACAGUGCAAAAGUAAUUGGAAAGGCUACACUGAGCAUGUUUCACACACUGAAACUGAAUAUAUCGGAUAUGAGAGGGGUUGGGAUUCAAGUGAACCAGCUGGUCCCAGCUAAUCCAAACCCUUCCGCAUGUCCCAGUCACGCGUCCGUUCAGCCAGGCCACUUUCCCGGUGGCUCCCAUUCUGUCCUGGACCUCUUCCAAGUUCAGAAAGGAAAGAAAUCCACAGAAGAAGAGCACAAGGAAGUGUUUCUGGCCACAAUGGAUGUGGAAAUAUCGUCUGCCUCUAGAACUUGUACUUUGUUGCCAUCUUUCUCCACGCACCGGACCCCAGCACUCAGUCCUGUUGCCAGCAAAGCCGAGCCUUCGGGGAAAUGGAAUGGUCUGCGUCCUUCCAGCUUAAAAUCAAGGCUGAACCUGAGCAUAGAGGUUCCGUCACCGUCCCAGCUUGAUCCAUCAGUUUUAGAAGCACUUCCCCCUGAUCUCCGGGAACAAGUAGAGCAAGUUUGUAUCGUUCAGCAAGGGGAGCCACUCGGUGACAGAAAGAACGAACCAGUAAAUGGCUGCAAUACAGGAAUUUUGCCACAGCCAGUUGGGACAGUUUUGUUACAAAUACCAGAACCUCAGGAAUCUAUCAGCGAUGCGGGAAUUAAUGUGAUAGCCCUUCCAGCAUUUUCACAGGUGGACCCUGAGGUGUUUGCCGCCCUUCCAGCUGAGCUUCAAAGGGAGCUGAAAGCAGCGUAUGAUCAAAGACAGAGGCAGGGAGAGAGCAGCGCGCACCAGCUGCCGGCCGGCGCAGCCGUGCCAAAGAAUCCAUUACUUCAGCUAAAACCAGCAGCAGUAAAAGAAUUGAAACGAAACAAGAGGAAAAAUCCCAUCAAUUCCCCCAAAAAGGUUCAGAGCCCUUUGAAAAACAAGUUGCUUAAUAGUCCUGCUAAAGUUGCGCCAGGGGCCGGUGGGAGUCCCCAGAAGUUAAUCGAUGGGUUCCUGAAACAUGAAGGUCCUGCUCCCGAGAAACCGCUGGGAGAACUCUCUGCUUCCACUUCAGGUGCACAGCCCGACACGUCUGGCUGUGUCAGACCCCCGGCACCCAACCUCGCUGGAGCCGUGGAAUUCAGUGAUGUGAAGACACUGCUCAGAGAGUGGAUAACCACCAUCUCAGAUCCAAUGGAAGAAGACAUUCUGCAAGUUGUGAAAUACUGCACGGACCUAAUAGAGGAGAAAGAUUUGGAAAAACUGGACCUCGUUAUAAAAUACAUGAAAAGGCUGACGCAGCAGUCGGUGGAAUCAGUUUGGAAUAUGGCAUUUGACUUUAUUCUUGACAAUGUUCAGGUGGUUUUACAACAGACUUAUGGGAGCACACUGAAAGUCACAUAAGUAUGAGCAGGGAGCCUGGUGCUCUCGCUGCUGUGCCAUAAGUGCUUGUGAGGUAUCUACAAAGUGCAUGGUAGUCAUUUCAGAUUUCUUUUUGAGCAAGUGUUUUGUACAUUUCUUUUCAAUAAGUGCCAAAUUUGUCAGUAUUGCAUGUAAAUAAGUGUUAAUUCUUUUACUGUAGUAUAGAUUCUAUUUACAAGAUGUUUGUUUAUAAAGUUUUAUGGAUUUUUACAGUGAAGUGUUUACAGUUGUUUAAUAAAGAACUGUAUGUAUAUUUUGUA